AUGUCCUGUUUUUUUCCUCAAAAAAAAAAGAAUGGCAGAAUAGGAACUGCCGAGAAAUCGGCCGCUGUCGAUUCGGUGCCUACAACAUCAGCAUCCACGCCAUUUGCACAUACAACGAGUAGUACCACGGUGGGUAGUGGCGAUGCAUGCAGUUCAGCCACUCCUUCAACUUCGCCGAGAAAGAAGCCGUUGGCCCCGAUGACUGACACCUUGUCUAGUAUGAUAGAGGAAUUCAAGCGAUGCACGAAUAAUCUUGCACUACCGGGUCAAAAGAAACGAUUACAGAAUGUACAUGUUGACAUGGUGAUUGCGAUUGAAGAACAGUGCUUGAAAGAUGGCUAUUCCGUUCAUGAAAAAGCUCGGGUAGCGCAUUCCCUAGCGGACUAUUGUGGCAUUCAAAAGAACUCAUUGUAUGCCCGUUGCAUCAAGCGGAGAGACGAACAUAAAAAUGGAGCUCCAAAUCUAGCUUUCCUCGCAAAGUCGAGUGGUGGAGGCUUUGGUGGAUUUACAGCACUCAACAAAAGUGUUGCGUCUACUCCUGCUCUCGACAACGUUAAACCGUCAACAUCAACUCCUAGCGUAAACGCCAGCAAACCAGCUUCCACUCCUAGUACUGCUCAUGUAACUGCGACCUCUGCGAAAACACCGACUGUAAGUUUAAAAGCAUUUUCUGCUUCCUCUCAAGUUUUUCUGCAGUCUUUCUUCUCAUAUUGGUAUUUUUGCAUCAGCGCAAGCGGAUUUAUUGCUGCAAAAGCCCUUGAACUGAUAUGAUA
Strongylus vulgaris is the source of this 773-nucleotide messenger RNA. Lineage: Eukaryota; Metazoa; Nematoda; Chromadorea; Rhabditida; Strongylidae. The record is from the annotation of a GenBank genome assembly.